AUGGCCCUGGACCGCUCCAAAGUGGAAGAGCGCUUCGAGGUCUUGGCGCUCGAGGUGCCUGCCCGUCGCACCGGGGAGUUCCUCAAGAGGCUUGCGCCCAACCUGCUUAACGUGGCGCGGAGGAAGAACGUAGAGUCAUUGCCCGACACUGCUUCGAAGCUUAUCCUUCUUUCGAGGACAGUGACAGAUAUUGAGAGCCUACCCUCUGAUGCAGCGUGGGUGGAAGAGCUGGUCUCUUCUGGGGCCGUGAAGGUCACCAAGUUCGAGGUGACCUUGGGUUAUGAGCACUUCACUGCAGAGGAGGUGCUUCGGAAGCUGCUGCCUGCUGGAAUGGAGAUCCCUUCUUCCUUUGAGCAGGCCGGGCACGUGGCGCAUCUCAAUCUGCGAGACUCGCAGUUGCCCUACAAGCACCUCAUCGGCCAGGUGAUCCUGGAGAAGAACAAGUCGGUCAAGACAGUUGUCAACAAGACUGGCAAGAUCGAGACUGAAUUUCGCACCUUUCCCAUGGAGCACCUGGCGGGUGAGCCUUCCACGGUGGUUUGCCUCAAGGAGCACCAGUGCUUCUUCGAGUUCGAAUACCGAGACGUGUACUGGAACUCUCGCUUGCAGGAGGAGCACGGCCGCCUCAUUGAGACUCUCUUCAUGCGCUCAUCGCCAGCGCGGCGAGUACUGGCAGAUUGUACCUGUGGCGUGGGGCCUUUUUCGAUCCCGACGACCAAGCUGACCAACGGGGUGGUCUCGCAUGCCAAUGACCUCAAUCCUGCUUCCAUCCACUGGCUGCGCAGAAGUGUGGAGCUGAACAAGCUGCCUCACGUUCUGGAGCUCGAGGAGCUGCCUUUCCACAGCGAGCGGUUCGAUCCGGAGGGGUCCCUGCUGGUGAUCCACCCUCCUGGAGACGCGCGGCAGUUCAUUCCCAAUCUCUUCGAGAAGAGGCAUCCAGUGACACACGCAGUCUUCAACCUGCCCGCAGCCGGAGUUGAGCUCCUGGAUUGCUUUCGCGGUUUGGACUACGACAAGCAGGGCCUGCCCAGACCUUUGGUUUGCUGCUACACCUUCAGCGACGGACUCGCUUCACUACUCAGAGAGUGGACGGGGCCAGCUGCCCCUGCCCUCGCCGGAGGUGCAAAAGAUGGUGGAAGACGCCCAGGCAGACACUGGCGGCACUCCAGUGGCGGUGCGCCUGGUGCGCAAUGUGGCACCCACACGGCAUAUGUUCUGCGUUUGCUUCCGGGUGCCCCGACUCACCGAGGCGCUUACGCCAACAGAAGCGCCACCGGAGAAGAAACCGAAGCUUAG
Messenger RNA from Effrenium voratum, 1296 nucleotides. The record is from the annotation of a GenBank genome assembly. NCBI's taxonomy places the organism in Eukaryota, Dinophyceae, Suessiales, Symbiodiniaceae.